GGAUGGUUUAUUCGCUUGUACGACCUGUCCUUGGUUUUCUACGGGGAGGUGACAGCUAAACCUAAGGACUGCAUAGGCAAUAGAUCACCGAAACACCUUCGCAUAGUAGAUUAAGUGUCGUCAUGGGGUUUGUUCCAGACGAGGGGAAGUCUCUCGCUCCACCGGGAAUCGUGAACAGGAACUCGGUAUGGCUGUCCGGUAUGGGCUGGGUCUCCGCGAUGCUCCAAAAUGCCAUCAACCAUAGGCCGCCUCUGAAAUCAGGUGUUCAUCGGCAAGUUCUUCUGGCAACUAUUGGCUGGUUCAUCGGUUAUCAUAUUACAAAAUAUGAAAACUACACCUACGCUAGGCUGGACAGAGACAUGAAUGAGUAUAUUAAACUCCACCCAGAGAGAUUUGAACCUAAAGAAAAAAAGACCUUUGCAGAGAUUGUCGAGCCGUUCCAUCCUGUGCGCUAAGUCUCUGGUUAUCAUGGGAAUAAACGGAAGGAAAGCGAGAGGACAGACUCUUUUGUUAGGCAGCCUUUUUGUGAAAUCUGUCCUGUAUUGUGUGAACUAUGAUGAUGUAAAUAAAAUAAAUAAUUAACCAA
This is a messenger RNA of Girardinichthys multiradiatus, 586 nucleotides long. It is a transcript of the gene ndufc2, whose product is annotated as NADH:ubiquinone oxidoreductase subunit C2. Gene Ontology annotation, biological process: mitochondrial electron transport, NADH to ubiquinone. NCBI's taxonomy places the organism in Eukaryota, Metazoa, Chordata, Actinopteri, Cyprinodontiformes, Goodeidae. The coding region runs from base 123 to 455 and encodes 110 amino acids. Gene Ontology annotation, cellular component: mitochondrial inner membrane. The transcript is spliced from 3 exons. The record is from RefSeq and is a predicted model, not a curated record.